AUGACGACAUUAGCAGCUUUAUCAUCUGCAGCAUACGCGUUCACCAUGAAAGAGGUAUUUGAUAUUGAAACUUGGAAGAAAAAACGACAAACAACAUUUCUUGUUUACAUGUCAGUUUUCUUUCUAAGAGGACUCGAAAAAAGUGCAAAUACAGCUACGCUAUGGAUCUAUUUGACAAAACUCAUCAAAACUGACAAUCCGGACUUAUAUUAUGGUUUGAUAAACAUUGCAGUUUAUAUCCCACCCAUGUUGCUGUCUUCGGUGGUUGCGAGAUAUGCCGACAAAACAAGACGUACAAAGAUGAUCAUUAUUAUUUUAAACUUUAUAGCCAUGAUUGGGAGCAUAUUGUAUGUCAUACCGUCUCCAAUUUUUCCUUUUGUUGGAAAACUCUUAAAUGGAGGCGUGAUUAUAUCGAGACCUUUAAUUAUAGGAGAAACAGCUAGAUCAUACCCAUCCAAAGAUGUACAAAGCAAAAUGUCAUAUCUGGUUUUUGCUUCUACGUUAGGAUUUAUGAUUGGACCUUGUGUUGUUCUUCCGUUUGCAAAACUCAAUAUCCGUUUUGGUCAAGUACUAAUUCAGUAUGGAAACAUAUCUGGUAUAAUUCUUCUGUUCGUUACCAUUUUUAUACAGCUCGGUGUUAUGUGUUUUGCGCAUGAUCUUUCAAGAGAAUUUGACUUAAAAGAAUCAGAAUCCUGCCAGGAAGAUUUAUCCGAAAAACGCGUAGUUCAAGGCGGCGAAGGAAUGACAAUACUAAAGAAAGCUUUACAUUCCAAAAUUAUUUUGUUUAUUUUCGCAAUGUCGAUUUCAUGUUUCAUUCUCGGGGUUGCAUUUGGUCGAAAUUUUCCAGUACUGAUAUUGGACGUGUUAUCAAUGUCUUACGGGACUGUGGCUAUCAGUUUAGUUUUCAGAAGUAUUGCAGUCCUAUUGCUGUGUCUUGUAGGUGCUAGAAUCAAACUGAGUGGUGUACAUGUUUAUUGGGUUGGCAUUUUAAGCCAACUUUCUUUUAUUACAUUACUAAUAUGUCAAUAUAUUAUUGUUUAUGUUCGCCUUACCUUUGACAUGAAGAUUGCAAUACUAGUGUUGUACAAUACUGCAGUAAGUUUUGCCGAGUUAGGCGAACAGUUGUUCUUAGUCGUUGUAUUUGUCAAGCUCGUUUCGUCGAAAAACCAAAGUUAUUUAGAAGGAAUACGAGGGAUACUUAAGCAGACAGCAAGUAUUUUAGGUGGUCUUUUGUCAUUGAUGUUUCUAAAAUACGCAGCCAUAUUCGUAGCUGUAGCUAUGAACGUUAUGCUUACAUUACUCCUCUGCUAUUUUAGGCGUGAUAUAAUGUAUCCCACUAUACAGUUGCAAUUAUUUGUUCUAGGGUCCUGGAAAAGACGUUUUAGUGUAUUUAAAGCUCUCAUUAUAAGCUCCCAUUUGUGCCACAAAGUCAUGCAAGCACAGCAAUCGCUCAGCCAAUUUAACAAAUUGCUGCCCUUCAAAAUUGAACGAUACUUUGAGCAUAGAAAUGUUUUCAAUGUAAAAUCUGGACAAAUGUUUCCGUGCAAAGUAUUUAAAGUCUAUGGCUAUCCUAUGGCUUUUUGGAUAAGUUUUAUCAUAGAUUAA
This is a messenger RNA of Hydractinia symbiolongicarpus, 1605 nucleotides long. RefSeq lists its product as uncharacterized. The transcript has 3 exons. The record is from RefSeq and is a predicted model, not a curated record. NCBI's taxonomy places the organism in Eukaryota, Metazoa, Cnidaria, Hydrozoa, Anthoathecata, Hydractiniidae. The coding region runs from base 1 to 1605 and encodes 534 amino acids.